UUCCGCUUAGUGAGUAAAUAUCAGAGUUCUCGCCUCAUAACAGACAAGAUGUCACUGAAGGCUUUUGAGUUGAGGUGGAAAAAAGACCUGACCUCCAUCAUGGAGGAGCUGACUGAGUCUCAAUACAUGAAGAUGUUGUUCAACUUGGACAAAAUCCCUCAAGGAUUGAAAACAGACAAGGUCAGAGUGGAAAUGACUCAAAUAAUCAUCCAGCACUAUGGAGUAGAGGGCUCCAUCUCUGUGAUAGAGAAAGUGAUGAAGCACCUACCGAGGAAUGAUGCAGCCGUCCAGGUCUAUCUGCGCCCUCAUGUAGAAAAACUGAAGAAAGAACGCCUAAAAAAAAAGCAAUGGCAAGCCAAGCUGUGGCUAACACAGGAUUGGUCCCCAAGAAGCAGAAACCUGCAGCUGGGACAGCAACCAAACCUGCAGCUGCCGCAGGACCAGGGGAUAAGAAGCAGAAACCUGCAGCUGGGACAGCUGCCCCAGGACCAGUGGCUAAGAAGACCAAACCUGCAGCUGCAGCUGGACCAGUGGCUAAGAAGACCAAACCUGCAGCUGCCACAGGACCAGUGGCUAAGAAGACCAAACCAGCAGCUGCCACAGGACCAGUGGCUAAGAAGACCAAACCUGCAGCUGCAGCUGGACCAGUGGCUAAGAAGACCAAACCUGCAGCUGCCACAGGACCAGUGGCUAAGAAGACCAACCCGGCAGCUGCCACAGGACCAGUGGCUAAGAAGACCAAACCUGCAGCUGGACCAGUGGCUAAGAAGACCAAACCUGCAGCUGCCACAGGACCAGUGGCUAAGAAGACCAAACCUGCAGCUGCCACAGGACCAGUGGCUUAGAAGACCAAACCUGCAGCUGCAGCUGGAUCAGUGGAUAAGAAGACCAAACCUGCAGCUGCAGCUGGACCAGUGGCUGAGAAGACCAAACCUUCUGCGGCUGGACAAAAUCUGCCUGUGUUUCCACGGGAAAUGUCCUUCUUUUCAUGACAUCCUCGGGACAACACUGAAGGACCUGGAGUUUUUUGUACCUCUGCAUUGGACGUUUCCACUUGUGCAAACAGAGUCACUUCAAUUAAACUACUAAAAAAUA
Notolabrus celidotus (New Zealand spotty) is the source of this 1095-nucleotide messenger RNA. RefSeq names its product periaxin-like. Lineage: Eukaryota; Metazoa; Chordata; Actinopteri; Labriformes; Labridae. The coding region runs from base 49 to 1089 and encodes 346 amino acids. The record is from RefSeq and is a predicted model, not a curated record. The transcript is spliced from 6 exons.